AGAGUGCAGGCACUUCCAGAACUAGCAUACAGCAUCAUUUCCAUCCACAGCAGCGUCUUCUGAAACUGCUUUCCCCAUCUGACACUGUCUAAUGUUACCCCUCCUCCCACCCAAGCCUCCUCCUCUCUUGGCCAUCUCUAGCCCCAGCUAGCUGGCACGGAAAUCCGAGUCAUCAUCUGCAAGGCAAAGCCAGGGAGAAGUACUGCAGGCAGUCUCUGCUUUAGACAUCUUUACACAGAAGAAUAGAACAAGGCCAUGUCAGUGAUUUACAGUGAAGUUGCAGGUGAUGACAACACCAAUGACAGCUUCUGGAUGCCUAACAACUACGGCACCACAGUAAAGAGGACGGAAGAUGGCUUUAGGCUGUGUGAUGACAUCAUAGCUUGUUUCCAAGACAGAGCCAAAAUAGAGAAGCAGUACGCUCUGCAAAUGGAUGAUUGGACACGCAAAUGGAAACCACUAAUAGACAGCAGCCCCAUGUAUGGCUCUCUCUUGCGUGCCUGGAAAUCCUUUAUGAUGACCACAGAAAAGCUCAGUGCGCUACAUGUGCAAAUCCAGAAGACAUUGAUGACAGAUGACACUGACAGAAUACACAACUGGCAAAAGGAAACCUAUCGCCGUAAGAUAUUUGGUGGCUUCAAGGAGUCCUGUGAGAUAGAUAAUGGCUUCCACAAGGCACAAAAACCAUGGGCAAAGAAAUUAAAGAAGCUUGAGAAGGCAAAGGCAGCAUACCACAAAGCAUGCAAAAAGGAACAUUUAGCAAGUGUCAGAGAGAACAAUGGAAAGAUCAACCCAGAAUUUUCUCUAGACAAGCAGAAGAAGCUCACAGAAGAUCGUGAAAAAUUUGAACAGGACAAGGACAAGGUAAGGCAAAGGUACGAUAAGGCCCUACAAGAACUCAAUAAAUAUAAUCCCAAGUAUAUGGAAGAAAUGGAAACUGUAUUUGACCAAAGCCAGCAACUGGAGCAGAAGAAAAUACUCUUUCUCAAACAAGCACUGCUAUCGAUACACAAACACCUUGACAUUACCAAUAAUGAGAGCAUUAUGACUGUCUAUGGCGACUUGAACCAGGCCAUUAUGGCAGUCAGCGACCAGGAAGAUUUGAAGUGGUGGAGGAACCGGCAUGGCCCUGGGAUGUUAAUGAAUUGGCCUCAAAUAGAGGAGUGGAAUCCAGACAUAGAGCAACAGAUAGUGAGAAAGAAGAAAGUGAAAGAGGAUAACGUGAAGUUACACAGUGUGACUCCCACUGAGACCAGUAUGAAUAGACCACCAAUAAACGUGCCCGGGGUCCGAGUUCGAGCUGUGUAUGAUUAUUCUGGACAGGAGACUGAUGAGCUCAGCUUCAAAGCAGGUGAUGAACUCACAAAGAUCGAAGAUGAAGAUGAACAAGGUUGGUGCAAAGGAGUUACAGACCGUGGCCAAGUUGGAUUGUAUCCUGCCAACUAUGUUGAAGUUAUUGCUGGAUAGAGAAUUAGUGCUGUACAGGUGGAAACCAGUAUGUGACAUAUAAAAAGGACAGUCAGAUCUACAGGGACCGUG
Molecule: messenger RNA, 1539 nt
Organism: Nanorana parkeri
Lineage: Eukaryota; Metazoa; Chordata; Amphibia; Anura; Dicroglossidae
Product: protein kinase C and casein kinase substrate in neurons protein 1-like
Exons: 10
Coding region: 256-1467 (403 amino acids)
Biological process (GO): cytoskeleton organization; plasma membrane tubulation; regulation of endocytosis
Cellular component (GO): endosome; cytoplasm; plasma membrane
Molecular function (GO): phospholipid binding; protein binding
Source: RefSeq, a predicted model, not a curated record